Mytilus californianus (California mussel) is the source of this 2681-nucleotide messenger RNA. RefSeq names its product NAD-dependent protein lipoamidase sirtuin-4, mitochondrial-like. NCBI's taxonomy places the organism in Eukaryota, Metazoa, Mollusca, Bivalvia, Mytilida, Mytilidae. Gene Ontology annotation, molecular function: NAD+ binding. The record is from RefSeq and is a predicted model, not a curated record. The coding region runs from base 171 to 1073 and encodes 300 amino acids. The transcript is spliced from 4 exons.
UCAUUUAUUUGAUAAAGAAAAGAUGGCCUUUACUAAAAUUACGAUAUCGUUCACAGAAUUUGUGGAGUAGAAUUGAAUCUAUUGUGCAUGGAUGAAAAAUCUUUCCAUAUAUUUUGAUAUAAAAGUGAUACAAGCAAUCUUAGGAUAUAUACUGAUAGCUGAUAGUAGACAUGUAUUCACCUAAGAAGUAUGACUUGUUGAUUAAACACCUCCGUCGGUAUUCAGUAUUAGGAACAGCUCAUUAUUCAUGUGUUCCACCAAAUUCACCUGCAAAUGAGACUGAUGUAAAAACAUUUAAAGAUUUUAUUGAAAAAUCUAAAAAACUGUUAGUUAUAACAGGUGCUGGGGUAUCAACAGAAAGUGGUCUUCCGGAUUAUAACACGAAAGGAGUCAAGUUUUAUGCCGGUCUUCCAUAUGGCCCAGUCAAGCAUCAAGACUUCAUCGAUCAUGAAAAAACAAGGAGGGAAUUCUGGGCAUACCAUUUUUUGGCUUGGCCUACGUUUUCAUCUUUAUUGCCUAAUAGGACACACAAGAUUUUGAGUGAAUGGGAAAGAAAGGGGAAGCUUCAUUGGUUGGUGACUCAAAAUGUUGAUGCUCUACACGCCAAAGCAGGAAGUAAACGUCUGACGGAACUACAUGGAAGAUUUUGCAGUGUGGAAUGUUUAGACUGUAAAAAUGUGAUAUCUAGACGAGAAUUUCAAGAACUUAUAAAGGAGGAGAAUACUGAUAUCUCAGAGAAAUAUGUAAAACUCAAUCAAGAACAGAUUAAUGGAUUUAAAGUUCCAUCUUGUAAGAAUAAGAAGUGUGGUGGAGUAUUAAAACCAGAUAUUGUAUUCUAUGGAGACUAUGUACCGAAAGAUCGAGUAGAGUUUGUGUCUAACAAGCUGACAGAGUCAGAUAGUCUUCUUGUACUUGGAUCAUCACUGGAGGUACCCUCAGCUUACAGAUUUGUCGAAGCUGCUUACAAACAGGAGAAACCAAUUGGUAUUGUUAACAUAGGACCAACAAAGGCAGAUAAACUGGCCAACAUUAAAAUAAGCACAAAAUGUAGUGAAAUUCUGGACAAAAUAUGAUACAGUAUAUAGAUCAUGUCAUGCUUUUUAGAUUAUAAUAUUAUUUUUGUUCCAUAUUGGUGUUGGUAACAAUUUUAUAUACAUAUAAUUAAAAGCUUCACAAUGUGUAAUGAAAUAUCCGAUCAGGGCUAAUGCUUGCUUAUACAUAAUUAUGUAUUGCCUAUAUUUUUAUAAUCUUUAACAUUAAAGGAGCAUUGUUGUUAAAUUCAUGUUCACUGAUUUGGUCCAAAUCCUUAUAUUUAAUUAAUAACAUACUAAAACGUAUAUCCAAAUUAUAAAAAGUCCAAAAGAAACAAUUAACAAUACACGGACUCGUUAUAAUGUAUCAGCUUUUCGUGAGUAUUUUCGACUAGACGCCAUCUAAUUUUCCAUCAAGACAUCCUAAGACUGCCGACGGUCAUAUAACCCGAUAUAAACAUAAAUAUCAAUAGACUGGCAUAUAUGGGGGUCUACUUUUGUUUUAUUUCAUCGCUUAUAAUCGUUUUACCUGUAUAAGAAUGAUUCUUUGUUUGCCAUAUCAGUCAACGAAAUGGUUAUUCCAGGUGUCUCCCUUGUUUCGUUUUUCAUUAAUGUUGACAUUCUUUUCUUUUUUCUUUUUAAUGAAUGAACAUGCUGACAUUGUGCUGAAACACGUGCGCGACCCAUCUCCACUAAAUGUUUUUCAACUUAUUUUGUCGAAAUUGAACCAAACUGACUGGUAAUAGUGAUAUAUUUUUUUCUAUAUUCCGCUCUUAUAAAUGUUUGAAAAAAAUUCACAUUUUAAUUUGUUUUGUCUAAUUCGUAGCUAAUGCCCCUUUAAGAAUAUUGGUGAACAAUAGCACCUCAGUUAGUUUUGUUUUUAACACCUGAACAUAAGAUUAAGUUAAAACAAAUAUUUGUUCUACUUAUACAUUUUAGAUAGAAAUUUCAUAUUAUAUAGGGAAGACGGAGGUAUGAUAACAAUUAUUAAUUAGCCCAUAACUAUGAUUGCAAGAACGUUUCUUCAAGCCUUUCAAAAUUUUGUUAAUUAUAUUGACAAAUUUAAAAGAUAAUAAAAUUUUGGCACUUCAGUCCAGAUUUAUUUUGUGACGUCAUUUUAGUGUUAUCUUUCGCCUCUCUUUAAGAACAUUUCGCAAAUGUUCUAAAAAUAGCCAUUUGACACAUCUACGUUUGUGUAAAUUGUGUGAUUCAGGUUCGAUUGAAGACGAAACACAUUAACUUUUCUAUUGUGACCGUUAUGAUCCGUUAUACUAAUGGACGAAACAAACUGUUACAUGAGUUAUCAUAUAUUCAUUCAGAAAAUAUUGAUGAACUCUCUUCAAACGAAGCCAUUUCAGUAAUUUUAAUGCUAAUAUCAAACUUGUAGCAAACUUUAUUUUAUAGAAUGCUCCAACGUUAGACUGGACUAUCUAUAACUGUCUAUUGCAAAUAUCAAAGUUAAGACAAUGCACAUGUCUGCAUUUCAAUGUUAUAAUUUUGAACUCAUUUUCUUAUAUCUGUUAUAUAUAGAGUUAAAAGAUGAUAGUGCAUCAAAGGCGUAUUUGUCUGUCUGAAUUAUUUUGCUAAUACUCAAUGUACAUUAUAUUGUAUAUAUUCAGGUUGCACUCUAAUAAACUGUUUAUUCAUUCA